CAAAAGCUUCCCAACUUUAAUUAAUCCCGAACUUGAAGCUUCCCUCCUUCUUGUUAAACUUCUUUUUUUGUUCUUGUUGUUUCUUUUUCCUCCUCCCAAUUGAACCCUUUUUCUUCUUCUGCUCUCUCAAGCUUUCCCUCCAACAUCCCUUCACUUUCUUGUUCUUGCCGUCCUCGUCUCUGUUGCCCAGCAUGGUGGCCCUCCGAUACUCUGUCCUUGCCGCUUUGGCUCUUCGCCUUGUCUCCGUCUUCGCCGCUGAGGGUGAUUCCCCUGUCGCCGAUGAUGCUGGUAGUCCUACGGACAUCGAGCUGAAUGCCCACCUUGUCGCCACCUUCCCCGAAGCCGAGGAUAUCUUUGGUGUCAAGCUAGUCAAUGGCCGACCCACCAAAGCUGUCAUCGACAUUACCAACAAUGAGGAUGAGCCUAUCUUGGUGGCCUUCGUUGGUGGCCAGCUCUUGAAUCCCAAGGAUAACGGUCCCAAUGCCGACCCAUCGAGCGCCGUGGUUCGCAACCUGACUUCCGUCUCCUACCAGGCGUCCAUUCCCGCCGGCGAGAAGCAGUCCCUUCCGUACUCCUUCAUCCUCGACAUGCAGCCUCAGGAUGUCCGCCUGCAGCUCAUGGCUGUUGUGAGCAACUCUGCCAACCAGAUCUUCCAGGUCGGUGUCUAUGAUCAUACCGUUAGCAUCGUUGAGGCACCUACCAGCAUCUUUGAUCCUCAGAUCAUCUUCCUGUACAUCUUCCUGUUGGGCGCUUUCGCUGGUACCUGCUACUUCGUGUACAAGACCUACAUCGAGGCUCUCUUCCCCCAGACCAAGCGUGCCAAGCCUACUGUCACCAAGAAGGUCCGCACCGUCCCCGCCGAGAAGGAGCCUCUCUCCGGUGGCGAGGGCUCCGGCACCGGUACCGACAACAAGGGCUACGACGAGAGCUGGAUCCCGUCCGACCACUUGAACCGCCCGACCGCCCGACGCGUCAAGAGUGGCGCCAGCAGCAAGUCCAAGAACAAGAACGCCGAGUAGAAAAGACGUCUUGUGAGGGACAUGGAUGCUCAUCGCGGCUAAGCAAGCAAGGCAUGAUAUGG
Molecule: messenger RNA, 1081 nt
Organism: Hypoxylon fragiforme
Lineage: Eukaryota; Fungi; Ascomycota; Sordariomycetes; Xylariales; Hypoxylaceae
Exons: 3
Coding region: 192-1019 (275 amino acids)
Cellular component (GO): endoplasmic reticulum; endoplasmic reticulum membrane
Source: RefSeq, a predicted model, not a curated record